AUGCCACCGGGCAGUACAAGUACUCCCCGGCGACCACCCAUGGUGCCAAUCUAUGAUUUAUGGGCACAUGUAUGGUCUAGAGCACACCCCUUGGUAUCGCCUUCCUCGCACUUCCUAAAAUCCACUCUUCCUCACGGCACUCCACUUUUACAAACCUCUAAAAGAAUCACCCGAUGUGUACUGGUAGUAGCAUUUUCACAAACUGCUAGCACUCUCACAAAAUUAACUCUACCAUUCAUACUGGAAGAACCGCCCGUGACCUCCUAUGUUAGUAAUUACAUUAGUCAAAUUGAAUCUGGUCUGUCCAAAUUGUUGAGAGAUGCUGCCGAAGAUUGCCAAUGGGGUAAUUUAGCUUUAAAAGAUAAGUUCAGGAUAAUUUCCAACGUAUUUAUAAGAAGCAGCCUGAUGUCAGCGCGAGAAGCAGCUAAUCUAUCCUUGCCAGUAUCUAAAAGUAGCAGAAAAGUAAUUUCCAUCAACACGAGUCCCCAAGACGAGCUGACGGUUAUGCUGAAGAAACACGAUGUUGAAGUGUCUAAAUCCUGA
Messenger RNA from Nezara viridula (southern green stink bug), 543 nucleotides. NCBI's taxonomy places the organism in Eukaryota, Metazoa, Arthropoda, Insecta, Hemiptera, Pentatomidae. The record is from the annotation of a GenBank genome assembly.